UUGUCUGCAGGUAUCACGAAGCCCGCUAUCCGUCGUCUCGCCCGUCGUGGGGGUGUCAAGCGUAUCUCCGGCCUCAUCUACGAGGAGACGCGCGGCGUGCUCAAGAUCUUCCUCGAGAACGUCAUCCGGGACUCCGUGACCUACACCGAGCACGCUAAGCGGAAAACGGUGACGGCGCUCGACGUCGUGUACGCGCUCAAGCGUUCUGGCCGCACGCUCUACGGUUUCGGCGCAUAG
Molecule: messenger RNA, 237 nt
Organism: Trametes versicolor FP-101664 SS1
Lineage: Eukaryota; Fungi; Basidiomycota; Agaricomycetes; Polyporales; Polyporaceae
Product: histone Octamer chromosomal protein alpha carbons only
Exons: 2
Biological process (GO): nucleosome assembly
Molecular function (GO): protein heterodimerization activity; structural constituent of chromatin; DNA binding
Source: RefSeq, a predicted model, not a curated record